Neurospora hispaniola is the source of this 2266-nucleotide messenger RNA. RefSeq names its product geranylgeranyl-diphosphate geranylgeranyltransferase. Gene Ontology annotation, biological process: biosynthetic process. NCBI's taxonomy places the organism in Eukaryota, Fungi, Ascomycota, Sordariomycetes, Sordariales, Sordariaceae. The transcript is spliced from 3 exons. Gene Ontology annotation, molecular function: geranylgeranyl diphosphate synthase activity; intramolecular lyase activity. Bases 131 to 1939 code for a protein of 602 amino acids. The record is from RefSeq and is a predicted model, not a curated record.
CCCAGCGCCAACCUCCAUAGGUUUCUUUCUCAUAUGCACAGGUCUUGCUUCAUCUCUCAUGACAAGAUAGGCUUCUACGUCCACGGCUCUAUAUGACAAUAGCGCCAACAAGCUAUAGAGACUGCCCAAGAUGUACGACUAUGCUUUUGUUCACUUAAAAUUCACGGUACCCGUGGCGGUACUUCUCACCGCUAUCGCCUAUCCUAUUCUCAACAGGAUACAUCUCAUUCAAACAGGCUUCCUCGUCUUCGUCGCCUUUACCGCCGCUCUGCCAUGGGAUGCCUACUUGAUUAAGCAAAAAGUAUGGUCUUACCCACCAGAAGCCAUUGUUGGGCCGCGUUUGCUUGGAAUCCCCUUUGAAGAGCUGUUCUUCUUCGUGAUACAGACUUACAUCACGUCGCUCGUGUACAUCCUCUUCAACAAACCGGUGCUGCACGCGUUGCACCUCAACAAUCAACAAAACCCGCCAGCAUGGAUGAGGGUUGCCAAGGUUACCGGCCAGGUAGUCCUCGUAGCCUUGUCGGUGUGGGGAUGGAAGGCCGCUCAGGUUCAUCAGGAAACAAGCUAUCUCGGCUUGAUCCUUGUUUGGGCUUGUCCGUUCUUACUGGCUAUCUGGACCCUCGCUGGGCGCUUCAUUCUCAGCCUACCAUGGUACGCGACGGUGCUUCCGAUGUUCCUACCCACCUUCUAUCUUUGGGCGGUAGACGAGUUUGCCUUGCACAGGGGUACUUGGUCCAUCGGAUCGGGGACGAAGCUCGAUUUUUGUCUGUUUGGCAAGUUGGACAUUGAAGAAGCCACGUUCUUCCUGGUGACCAACAUGCUCAUCGUUGGCGGUAUGGCCGCGUUCGAUCAAUAUCUGGCCGUCAUUUACGCUUUCCCAACUCUGUUCCCCAAGGUCAACCGGUAUCCGACACCUCACAUGCUUCUUCAAAGCCGUCUUAUCAACACUUCCAGGUACGAUCUUGAGCGCAUUGAGGGCCUGAGAGAAGCGGUCGAGAGACUGCGCCUGAAGAGCAGGAGUUUUUACCUGGCCAAUUCGCUCUUUUCUGGUCGACUCCGCAUUGACCUGAUCCUGCUGUACUCCUUCUGUCGCCUGGCUGAUGAUCUAGUCGACGACGCCAAAUCCCGCCGCGAGGUCUUGUCCUGGACCGCGAAGCUGAACCACUUCCUUGAUCUGCACUACAAGGACUCGGACGCCACCGAGGACCCCAAGAAAAAAGGGGAGCGAAUCGACGCCUACAUCAAGACAGCGUUCCCUCCCUGUGCCUACCAAGCCCUCCACCUCCUGCCCACUCACAUUCUUCCUCCCAAGCCUCUGUACGAUCUCAUCAAGGGUUUCGAGAUGGACUCACAAUUCACCUUCCACGGUACUUCCGACUCUACGGAUCUCCAAUACCCCAUCGCCGACGACAAGGACCUUGAGAACUACGCUAUCUAUGUCGCCGGCACCGUCGGCGAGCUCUGCAUCGCCCUCAUCAUCUACCACUGCCUGCCAGACAUGUCGGACACUCAGAAGCGCGAGCUCGAGACCGCCGCGUGCCGGAUGGGCAUCGCGCUGCAGUACGUCAACAUCGCUCGCGACAUCGUCGUCGACGCUCGUAUCGGGCGCGUUUACUUGCCUACCACCUGGCUCAAGAAGGAAGGGUUGACGCACAAGAUGGUCUUGGAGAACCCCGAGGGUCCCGAGGUCAUUGAGCGGAUGAGAAGACGGCUUUUGGAAGAUGCGUUUGAGCUGUAUGGGGGCGCGAGGCCUGAGAUGCAACGGAUACCGAGCGAGGCUAGGGGCCCGAUGAUUGGUGCCGUUGAAAAUUAUAUGGCGAUUGGAAGGGUGUUGAGGGAGAGGAAGGAGGGGACGGUGUUUGUGAGGAAGGAGGGGAGGGCUACGGUCCCGAAGCGAAGGAGGUUGAGCACGCUGUUGAGGGCGUUGUAUGAGCAGUAGAUGAUGGUGGUGGUGGUGAUGGUGGUUGGUGGUGUUAGGCUAGUUUGAUGUGGUGUGGUCCGGCAUAGAAGGUUUGAUGACUUAAGAGUUCCUUUUGUUGUCUGUAUAUAUCGUCCUCUUUAUGUAUAGAGAAAAGCUGAUGACUCGUGGGAAAUUAUAUGAGAUGUUAGAAUCCUGGAAGAAGUGCGAGUGAACAAUGAGGGUUGAGACCCAGGUGGUUCAGAUAAGAUGAGGCGAUAUCAGGAUGUGGUCGAGACUGAGCACAUUCCGGAUGGUGGAUAUUGAUUACUUGCAGUGCGGUGCGCUGCAUAGUUAUGUGCGAUUUAC